This is a messenger RNA of Microplitis demolitor, 1349 nucleotides long. Its product is annotated as EP300-interacting inhibitor of differentiation 3. The transcript is spliced from 6 exons. The record is from RefSeq and is a predicted model, not a curated record. Gene Ontology annotation, cellular component: nucleus; Smc5-Smc6 complex. Gene Ontology annotation, biological process: DNA repair. Bases 124 to 1206 code for a protein of 360 amino acids. Lineage: Eukaryota; Metazoa; Arthropoda; Insecta; Hymenoptera; Braconidae.
UUUAAAAAUUAAAAAUGGCAGCAAACAAAAGAAAAUCCCGCGUCUAGACUAACCUACUAGACAAUUAAAAAACUAGUAAAAUUAAGCAGUACAUUAUUUUAAUAUUUAAUUAAUUAAUUUAAAAUGAGCUCGCCGAGACUUAUGAGCCCUGAAGGUUCGCAGGGCUCGCUUUCGUCAAGACGAAGUAAUUAUGGAACACCAACUGCACGUAAACAAGCCCUGCGUAAUGUUUUAGAUAGAACACAAAAUUUACAAGCUCAUCCUGGUUCCGAAGCGGCUCUUGAAACUCUGGAGGAUGUGUUCCGCGAAGCUGAUAACAUUCAUGAUGACGUUCCAAUUGAAGAAAAAAUUAGUAAUCAGGAUGAAGUUGUGAUGGAUUCAGAAGUAAUGAGCAUGUCGUCAAAAGUUAUUAAAUCGUGUACUCAAGUAUUGACUAAGGAGUGUAAUACAUUUAGUAGCCUGGAUUUCGCGCGCAAAUUGAUGGGAUACGUGCAACAUUUACCAGACACGACAGUCAAUGAAUUGAACUGGUCGAUGCUGGAGAGAGAUAUUCCCCCGUUUAAAACAACAGCGAUUUACACGUGUCUGCUUAAUAAAAUAAAACGCGUUGGUAAGAAAAAAAAUAAACUCAACAAAAGCAACAACAGCGCGAACAACAGUUUGAAUGACAACGGAAGUAAGGAGGAAGCAAAAGGAGCCAAAACUCCAGUAAAAACUGAAAAACUAUUAAGCAGCCAGCAGCGUGAUAAUUAUAUUAAUAAUAUAAAUGGUAAAUUAAAUCGCACGAGAUUAAAUGAUCCCAAUGUCACUAAAGUACGGCCUGAUGAAGUUAUCGAAGUCGAAACUGAUGGUGAUAAUGAGAACAAAGCUGAGCUUGAUAAUUUACGUAGAUUAAUAAAAUCUGUUUACAAAGAAAAUGGUCAUAAGCCGAUAAAUUAUUUCAAACUUGCAUUAGAUCCCGGUGACUUUGGUAAAACUGUUGAGAAUAUGUUACAUCUUGCUUUCUUGGCCAAAGAUGCUUUUUUAAUUUUCAAAACAGACGAUGAUGGAAAUUUAGUUAUUCUACCAACACCCAGAGAAAUGCGGGAGAAUGCCAAAAAAAAUAAAGACAAAAAUCAUCAGCAAAAUGUCAUCAACUUAGACAUGGAAACGUGGCGGCUUCUAAAGGACACCUACCGCCUCACCAGUCCAAUGAUUAAUUUCUAAAUCAUAAAUUUAUUUAAUAUUUAAAGCCACUUGCAUUAAGAAAAAAAUUACCAAACCUUUGUUACUAAAAUCUUUCUAUCGUAAAAAAAUAUUUUUGUACUAAAAAGAAAAUAUUUUGAAAUAAAGUCAAAAUAAAUUUUUAA